UAAACAGGUGCGGAGGUGUAAACUUUUAUGCUUUACACGCUCUGUUUACCUGCCCAACACGAGGCGAAUUUUACGAAGACUGAAUCUCUUCGUCAAAGUCUCGUUGUGUCCAAAUCAGGUGGAGAUUAGUGUAUUCAGGUGUGAUGGAACUGCAGCGACCGAGUGUGGGUAGAUUUGGGAAAAUUUGCAUUUGUAGAGUUGAUAUUAUGAAAGGAACGGAAAGUGUGGAUCACAGUGCGGCCAAGGUGCUCGUAGAAACAACCCGACUGCACUCACGUCCCAUCCGCUGCUCUGCUCCUAGAAACGCAGUAGCAGCAGCAGCAGCAUGGCAGGGAUACGCUUCCUGCCCCUGCUGGCGGCCCUGCUUCUGCUGCCAUUACCAGAGACUGAUUCCACUGCGCACAAGUGGAGUGACAUCCCUUUUAGUUUCCCUGGAGACACACAUCUAUCAUACUUAUCGGAAGAAAAACAAGGAAAAGAAAAAGGAGAAGAAGAACGCACGUGGUUUGUUUCCCCUAAUAAAACCAAAAGUAUUAUGGAGCAAGAAAUGCUUCUCGCUGCUUAUGAGAAUGAAAUCCAACAAUUGAAAACCUUGCAGAAUCUCCUAAACUCCUUUACAGCUCAAGAAAAAACCACAGGCAAGUGGCAAGAGCUCUUUGACAUCUCCUCCGCUCUAACAGUAAAUCUUUACAAUCUCAACAAGAAACUUACUAAAGUCGUGGAAGGAAUUAAUGAUGCAUCAAGAAGUUGUAUUCAAGGUGAUACAGACAUCGUCAAAUUAGAGGUUAAUUAUGCAGAAGACUUAGGCCGUGGAUUAGAACCAGGUCUGUAUUUGGACAUAAAAACAGAGACAAGAACAAUGGAUGGUUGUACCUGGCAAAAGGAAUUCUUAAGAAUGCUACCUGCGGAAAGAGCAUUAGAACAAACCACAAGAGACCCCUGUGUUACCAUCACGACUUGCAUAACGACACCAAAACCAAUAAGCACCAUAUCCACAACAUCAGCUACACUAGCAUCAAAAACGACCACAUCACAAAAAUCUCAGCAGACAUCGUCAUCACAGGAAACCUCAGUAACAACCGUCUCGGGACAAACUCAAUCAACACAUCCCACAAAAGUAUCUGAAACAACUGUUUCAAGGGAAUCUACACAGACAGAAACAUCCACAAGGAUCACUGGCACAACCGUUUCACGAGAAUCUGAGGAAACACAAUCAUCCACAAAAGAAAGUCAAUCAACAGUUUCAGAAAAAUCUCAGCCAACAAUAUCAUCCACAAAGGUCACUCCAACAACUGUUUCAAGUGAGGAAACUCAGACAUCAUCUGAAGUGUCUCAAUCCACUGUUUCAGAAGAAUCUCAGUCAACAGAAUCAUCUACAAAGGUUACAGGCACAACUGUUUCACGAGGAUCUGAAGUAACAGAGUCAUCCACCAAAGUGACUGAAUCCACUGUUUCAGAAGAAACUCAGUCAACAGAAUCAUCUACAAAGGUCACUGGCACAACAGUAUCACAAGGAACACAGGAAACAGAGUUAUCCACUGAAGUCUCUAAGACCACUGUUUCUGAAGAAUCUCAGUCAACAGAAUCAUCUACAAAGGGAACGGGCACAACUGUUUCACAAGAAACACAAGAAACAGAGUUCUCUACCGAAGUUUCCAAGACAACAGUUUCAGAAGAAACUCAGUCAACAGAAUCAUCUACAGAGGUUACUGGAACAACUGUUUCACGAGCAUCUGAAGUAACGGAGUCGUCAACAAAAGUAACUGAAUCCACUGUUUCAGAAGAAACUCAGUCAACAGAAUCAUCUACAAAGCUCACUGGCACAACGGAAUCAAAGGGAACUCAGGAAACAGAAUUAUCCACUGAAGUGUCUAAGACCACUGUUUCUGAAGAAUCUCAGUCAACAGAAUCAUCCACAAAGGUCACGGGUACAACUGUUUCACAAGUGACUGAAGAAACAGAGUCAUCAACUGAAGUGUCUAAGACCACUGUUUCAGAAGAAACUCAGCCAACAGAAUCAUCUACAAAGGUUACUGGAACAACUGUUUCACGAGGAUCUGAAGUAACAGAGUCAUCCACCAAAGUGACUGAAUCCACUGUUUCAGAAGAAACUCAGUCAACAGAAUCAUCUACAAAGCUCACUGGCACAACAGAGUCAAAGGGAACUCAAGAAACAGAAUUAUCCACUGAAGUGUCUAAGACCACUGUUUCAGAAGAAACUCAGCCAACAGCAUCAUCUACAAAGGGAACGGGCACAACUGUUUCACAAGAAACUAAAGCAACCGAGUUCUCCACCGAAGUUUCCAAGACAACAGUUUCAGAAGAAACUCAGCCAACAGAAUCAUCUACAGAGGUUACUGGAACAACUGUUUCACGAGGAUCUGAAGUAACGGAGUCAUCCACCAAAGUGACUCAAUCCACUGUUUCAGAAAAAACUCAGUCAACAGAAUCAUCUACAAAGGUCACUGGCACAACAGAAUCACAAGGAACACAAGAAACAGAGUUAUCCACUGAAGUCUCUAAGACCACUGUUUCUGAAGAAUCUCAGUCAACAGAAUCAUCUACAAAGGGAACAGGCACAACUGUUUCACAAGAAACACAAGAAACAGAGUUCUCUACCGAAGUUUCCAAGACAACAGUUUCAGAAGAAACUCAGUCAACAGAAUCAUCUACAGAGGUUACUGGAACAACUGUUUCACGAGCAUCUGAAGUAACGGAGUCGUCAACAAAAGUAACUGAAUCCACUGUUUCAGAAGAAACUCAGUCAACAGAAUCAUCUACAAAGCUCACUGGCACAACGGAAUCAAAGGGAACUCAGGAAACAGAAUUAUCCACUGAAGUGUCUAAGACCACUGUUUCUGAAGAAUCUCAAUCAACAGAAUCAUCCACAAAAGUCACAGGUACAACUGUUUCACAAGUGACUGAAGAAACAGAGUCAUCAACUGAAGUGUCUAAGACCACUGUUUCAGAAAAAACUCAGCCAACAGAAUCAUCUACAAAGGUUACUGGAACAACUGUUUCACGAGGAUCUGAAGUAACAGAGUCAUCCACCAAAGUGACUGAAUCCACUGUUUCAGAAGAAACUCAGUCAACAGAAUCAUCUACAAAGCUCACUGGCACAACAGAGUCAAAGGGAACUCAAGAAACAGAAUUAUCCACUGAAGUGUCUAAGACCACUGUUUCAGAAGAAACUAAGCCAACAGCAUCAUCUACAAAAGGAACGGGCACAACUGUUUCACAAGAAACUAAAGCAACCGAGUUCUCCACCGAAGUUUCCAAGACAACAGUUUCAGAAGAAACUCAGCCAACAGAAUCAUCUACAGAGGUGACUGGAACAACUGUUUCACGAGCAUCUGAAGUAACGGAGUCGUCAACAAAAGUAACUGAAUCCACUGUUUCAGAAAAAACUCAGUCAACAGAAUCAUCUACAAAGGUCACUGGCACAACAGAAUCACAAGGAACACAGGAAACAGAGUUAUCCACUGAAGUCUCUAAGACCACUGUUUCUGAAGAAUCUCAGUCAACAGAAUCAUCUACAAAGGCAACGGGCACAACUGUUUCACAAGAAACACAAGAAACAGAGUUCUCUACCGAAGUUUCCAAGACAACAGUUUCAGAAGAAACUCAGUCAACAGAAUCAUCGACAGAGGUUACUGGAACAACUGUUUCACGAGCAUCUGAAGUAACGGAGUCAUCAACAAAAGUGACUGAAUCCACUGUUUCAGAAGAAACUCAGUCAACAGAAUCAUCUACAAAGCUCACUGGCACAACGGAAUCAAAGGGAACUCAAGAAACAGAAUUAUCCACUGAAGUGUCUAAGACCACUGUUUCAGAAGAAACUCAGCCAACAGCAUCAACUACAAAGGGAACGGGCACAACUGUUUCACAAGAAACUAAAGCAACCGAGUUCUCCACCGAAGUUUCCAAGACAACAGUUUCAGAAGAAACUCAGCCAACAGAAUCAUCUACAGAGGUUACUGGAACAACUGUUUCACGAGGAUCUGAAGUAACGGAGUCAUCCACCAAAGUGACUCAAUCCACUGUUUCAGAAAAAACUCAGUCAACAGAAUCAUCUACAAAGGUCACUGGCACAACAGAAUCACAAGGAACACAAGAAACAGAGUUAUCCACUGAAGUCUCUAAGACCACUGUUUCUGAAGAAUCUCAGUCAACAGAAUCAUCUACAAAGGGAACGGGCACAACUGUUUCACAAGAAACACAAGAAACAGAGUUCUCUACCGAAGUUUCCAAGACAACAGUUUCAGAAGAAACUCAGUCAACAGAAUCAUCUACAGAGGUUACUGGAACAACUGUUUCACGAGCAUCUGAAGUAACGGAGUCGUCAACAAAAGUAACUGAAUCCACUGUUUCAGAAGAAACUCAGUCAACAGAAUCAUCUACAAAGCUCACUGGCACAACGGAAUCAAAGGAAACUCAGGAAACAGAAUUAUCCACUGAAGUGUCUAAGACCACUGUUUCUGAAGAAUCUCAAUCAACAGAAUCAUCCACAAAAGUCACAGGUACAACUGUUUCACAAGUGACUGAAGAAACAGAGUCAUCAACUGAAGUGUCUAAGACCACUGUUUCAGAAAAAACUCAGCCAACAGAAUCAUCUACAAAGGUUACUGGAACAACUGUUUCACGAGGAUCUGAAGUAACAGAGUCAUCCACCAAAGUGACUGAAUCCACUGUUUCAGAAGAAACUCAGUCAACAGAAUCAUCUACAAAGCUCACUGGCACAACAGAGUCAAAGGGAACUCAAGAAACAGAAUUAUCCACUGAAGUGUCUAAGACCACUGUUUCAGAAGAAACUCAGCCAACAGCAUCAUCUACAAAAGGAACGGGCACAACUGUUUCACAAGAAACUAAAUCAACCGAGUUCUCCACCGAAGUUUCCAAGACAACAGUUUCAGAAGAAACUCAGCCAACAGAAUCAUCUACAGAGGUUACUGGAACAACUGUUUCCCGAGGAUCUGAAGUAACGGAGUCAUCCACCAAAGUGACUGAAUCCACUGUUUCAGAAAAAACUCAGUCAACAGAAUCAUCUACAAAGGUCACUGGCACAACAGAAUCACAAGGAACACAGCAAACAGAGUUAUCCACUGAAGUCUCUAAGACCACUGUUUCUGAAGAAUCUCAGUCAACAGAAUCAUCUACAAAGGGAACGGGCACAACUGUUUCACAAGAAACACAAGAAACAGAGUUCUCUACCGAAGUUUCUAAGACAACAGUUUCAGAAGUAACUCAGUCAACAGAAUCAUCUACAGAGGUUACUGGAACAACUGUUUCACGAGGAUCUGAAGUAACGGAGUCAUCAACAAAAGUGACUGAAUCCACUGUUUCAGAAGAAACUCAGUCAACAGAAUCAUCUACAAAGCUCACUGGCACAACAGAGUCAAAGGGAACUCAAGAAACAGAAUUAUCCACUGAAGUGUCUAAGACCACUGUUUCAGAAGAAACUAAGCCAACAGCAUCAUCUACAAAAGGAACGGGCACAACUGUUUCACAAGAAACUAAAGCAACCGAGUUCUCCACCGAAGUUUCCAAGACAACAGUUUCAGAAGAAACUCAGCCAACAGAAUCAUCUACAGAGGUUACUGGAACAACUGUUUCACGAGCAUCUGAAGUAACGGAGUCGUCAACAAAAGUAACUGAAUCCACUGUUUCAGAAAAAACUCAGUCAACAGAAUCAUCUACAAAGGUCACUGGUACAACAGAAUCACAAGGAACACAGGAAACAGAGUUAUCCACUGAAGUCUCUAAGACCACUGUUUCUGAAGAAUCUCAGUCAACAGAAUCAUCUACAAAGGCAACGGGCACAACUGUUUCACAAGAAACACAAGAAACAGAGUUCUCUACCGAAGUUUCCAAGACAACAGUUUCAGAAGAAACUCAGUCAACAGAAUCAUCGACAGAGGUUACUGGAACAACUGUUUCACGAGGAUCUGAAGUAACAGAGUCAUCCACCAAAGUGACUGAAUCCACUGUUUCAGAAGAAACUCAGUCAACAGAAUCAUCUACAAAGCUCACUGGCACAACGGAGUCAAAGGGAACUCAAGAAACAGAAUUAUCAACUGAAGUGUCUAAGACCACUGUUUCAGAAGAAACUCAGCCAACAGCAUCAUCUACAAAAGGAACGGGCACAACUGUUUCACAAGAAACUAAAGCAACCGAGUUCUCCACCGAAGUUUCCAAGACAACAGUUUCAGAAGAAACUCAGCCAACAGAAUCAUCUACAGAGGUUACUGGAACAACUGUUUCCCGAGGAUCUGAAGUAACGGAGUCAUCCACCAAAGUGACUCAAUCCACUGUUUCAGAAAAAACUCAGUCAACAGAAUCAUCUACAAAGGUCACUGGCACAACAGAAUCACAAGGAACACAGGAAACAGAGUUAUCCACUGAAGUCUCUAAGACCACUGUUUCUGAAGAAUCUCAGUCAACAGAAUCAUCUACAAAGGGAACGGGCACAACUGUUUCACAAGAAACACAAGAAACAGAGUCAUCAACUGAAGUGUCUAAGACCACUGUUUCAGAAAAAACUCAGCCAACAGAAUCAUCUACAGAGGUUACUGGAACAACUGUUUCCCGAGGAUCUGAAGUAACGGAGUCAUCCACCAAAGUGACUCAAUCCACUAUUUCAGAAAAAACUCAGUCAACAGAAUCAUCUACGAGUACAAAGGUCACUGGCACAACAGAAUCACAAGGAACACAGGAAACAGAGUUAUCCACUGAAGUCUCUAAGACCACUGUUUCUGAAGAAUCUCAGUCAACAGAAUCAUCUACAAAGGGAACGGGCACAACUGUUUCACAAGAAACACAAGAAACAGAGUUCUCUACCGAAGUUUCUAAGACAACAGUUUCAGAAGAAACUCAGUCAACAGAAUCAUCUACAAAGGUUACUGGAACAACUGUUUCACGAGGAUCUGAAGUAACAGAGUCAUCCACCAAAGUGACUGAAUCCACUGUUUCAGAAGAAACUCAGCCAACAGAAUCAUCUACAAAGCUCACUGGCACAACGGAGUCAAAGGGAACUCAAGAAACAGAAUUAUCCACUGAAGUGUCUAAGACCACUGUUUCAGAAGAAACUCAGCCAACAGCAUCAUCUACAAAGGGAACGGGCACAACUGUUUCACAAGAAACUAAAGCAACCGAGUUCUCCACCGAAGUUUCCAAGACAACAGUGUCAGAAGAAACUCAGCCAACAGAAUCAUCUACAGAGGUUACUGGAACAACUGUUUCACGAGGAUCUGAAGUAACGGAGUCAUCCACCAAAGUGACUCAAUCCACUGUUUCAGAAAAAACUCAGUCAACAGAAUCAUCUACAAAGGUCACUAGCACAACAGAAUCACAAGGAACACAAGAAACAGAGUUAUCCACUGAAGUCUCUAAGACCACUGUUUCUGAAGAAUCUCAGUCAACAGAAUCAUCUACAAAGGGAACGGGCACAACUGUUUCACAAGAAACACAAGAAACAGAGUUCUCUACCGAAGUUUCCAAGACAACAGUUUCAAAAGAAACUCAGUCAACAGAAUCAUCUACAGAGGUUACUGGAACAACUGUUUCACGAGCAUCUGAAGUAACGGAGUCGUCAACAAAAGUAACUGAAUCCACUGUUUCAGAAGAAACUCAGUCAACAGAAUCAUCUACAAAGCUCACUGGCACAACGGAAUCAAAGGGAACUCAGGAAACAGAAUUAUCCACUGAAGUGUCUAAGACCACUGUUUCUGAAGAAUCUCAAUCAACAGAAUCAUCCACAAAAGUCACAGGUACAACUGUUUCACAAGUGACUGAAGAAACAGAGUCAUCAACUGAAGUGUCUAAGACCACUGUUUCAGAAAAAACUCAGCCAACAGAAUCAUCUACAAAGGUUACUGGAACAACUGUUUCACGAGGAUCUGAAGUAACAGAGUCAUCCACCAAAGUGACUGAAUCCACUGUUUCAGAAGAAACUCAGUCAACAGAAUCAUCUACAAAGCUCACUGGCACAACAGAGUCAAAGGGAACUCAAGAAACAGAAUUAUCCACUGAAGUGUCUAAGACCACUGUUUCAGAAGAAACUAAGCCAACAGCAUCAUCUACAAAAGGAACGGGCACAACUGUUUCACAAGAAACUAAAGCAACCGAGUUCUCCACCGAAGUUUCCAAGACAACAGUUUCAGAAGAAACUCAGCCAACAGAAUCAUCUACAGAGGUUACUGGAACAACUGUUUCACGAGCAUCUGAAGUAACGGAGUCGUCAACAAAAGUAACUGAAUCCACUGUUUCAGAAAAAACUCAGUCAACAGAAUCAUCUACAAAGGUCACUGGCACAACAGAAUCACAAGGAACACAGGAAACAGAGUUAUCCACUGAAGUCUCUAAGACCACUGUUUCUGAAGAAUCUCAGUCAACAGAAUCAUCUACAAAGGGAACGGGCACAACUGUUUCACAAGAAACACAAGAAACAGAGUUCUCUACCGAAGUUUCUAAGACAACAGUUUCAGAAGAAACUCAGUCAACAGAAUCAUCUACAAAGGUUACUGGAACAACUGUUUCACGAGGAUCUGAAGUAACAGAGUCAUCCACCAAAGUGACUGAAUCCACUGUUUCAGAAGAAACUCAGUCAACAGAAUCAUCUACAAAGCUCACUGGCACAACGGAGUCAAAGGGAACUCAAGAAACAGAAUUAUCCACUGAAGUGUCUAAGACCACUGUUUCAGAAGAAACUCAGCCAACAGCAUCAUCUACAAAGGGAACGGGCACAACUGUUUCACAAGAAACUAAAGCAACCGAGUUCUCCACCGAAGUUUCCAAGACAACAGUGUCAGAAGAAACUCAGCCAACAGAAUCAUCUACAGAGGUUACUGGAACAACUGUUUCACGAGGAUCUGAAAUAACGGAGUCAUCCACCAAAGUGACUCAAUCCACUGUUUCAGAAAAAACUCAGUCAACAGAAUCAUCUACAAAGGUCACUAGCACAACAGAAUCACAAGGAACACAAGAAACAGAGUUAUCCACUGAAGUCUCUAAGACCACUGUUUCUGAAGAAUCUCAGUCAACAGAAUCAUCUACAAAGGGAACGGGCACAACUGUUUCACAAGAAACACAAGAAACAGAGUUCUCUACCGAAGUUUCCAAGACAACAGUUUCAAAAGAAACUCAGUCAACAGAAUCAUCUACAGAGGUUACUGGAACAACUGUUUCACGAGCAUCUGAAGUAACGGAGUCGUCAACAAAAGUAACUGAAUCCACUGUUUCAGAAGAAACUCAGUCAACAGAAUCAUCUACAAAGCUCACUGGCACAACGGAAUCAAAGGGAACUCAGGAAACAGAAUUAUCCACUGAAGUGUCUAAGACCACUGUUUCUGAAGAAUCUCAAUCAACAGAAUCAUCCACAAAAGUCACAGGUACAACUGUUUCACAAGUGACUGAAGAAACAGAGUCAUCAACUGAAGUGUCUAAGACCACUGUUUCAGAAAAAACUCAGCCAACAGAAUCAUCUACAAAGGUUACUGGAACAACUGUUUCACGAGCAUCUGAAGUAACAGAGUCAUCCACCAAAGUGACUGAAUCCACUGUUUCAGAAGAAACUCAGUCAACAGAAUCAUCUACAAAGCUCACUGGCACAACAGAGUCAAAGGGAACUCAAGAAACAGAAUUAUCAACUGAAGUGUCUAAGACCACUGUUUCAGAAGAAACUAAGCCAACAGCAUCAUCUACAAAAGGAACGGGCACAACUGUUUCACAAGAAACUAAAGCAACCGAGUUCUCCACCGAAGUUUCCAAGACAACAGUUUCAGAAGAAACUCAGCCAACAGAAUCAUCUACAGAGGUUACUGGAACAACUGUUUCACGAGCAUCUGAAGUAACGGAGUCGUCAACAAAAGUAACUGAAUCCACUGUUUCAGAAAAAACUCAGUCAACAGAAUCAUCUACAAAGGUCACUGGCACAACAGAAUCACAAGGAACACAGGAAACAGAGUUAUCCACUGAAGUCUCUAAGACCACUGUUUCUGAAGAAUCUCAGUCAACAGAAUCAUCUACAAAGGCAACGGGCACAACUGUUUCACAAGAAACACAAGAAACAGAGUUCUCUACCGAAGUUUCCAAGACAACAGUUUCAGAAGAAACUCAGUCAACAGAAUCAUCGACAGAGGUUACUGGAACAACUGUUUCACGAGGAUCUGAAGUAACAGAGUCAUCCACCAAAGUGACUGAAUCCACUGUUUCAGAAGAAACUCAGUCAACAGAAUCAUCUACAAAGCUCACUGGCACAACGGAGUCAAAGGGAACUCAAGAAACAGAAUUAUCCACUGAAGUGUCUAAGACCACUGUUUCAGAAGAAACUCAGCCAACAGCAUCAUCUACAAAAGGAACGGGCACAACUGUUUCACAAGAAACUAAAUCAACCGAGUUCUCCACCGAAGUUUCCAAGACAACAGUUUCAGAAGAAACUCAGCCAACAGAAUCAUCUACAGAGGUUACUGGAACAACUGUUUCCCGAGGAUCUGAAGUAACGGAGUCAUCCACCAAAGUGACUGAAUCCACUGUUUCAGAAAAAACUCAGUCAACAGAAUCAUCUACAAAGGUCACUGGCACAACAGAAUCACAAGGAACACAGGAAACAGAGUUAUCCACUGAAGUCUCUAAGACCACUGUUUCUGAAGAAUCUCAGUCAACAGAAUCAUCUACAAAGGGAACGGGCACAACUGUUUCACAAGAAACACAAGAAACAGAGUUCUCUACCGAAGUUUCUAAGACAACAGUUUCAGAAGAAACUCAGUCAACAGAAUCAUCUACAAAGGUUACUGGAACAACUGUUUCACGAGGAUCUGAAGUAACAGAGUCAUCCACCAAAGUGACUGAAUCCACUGUUUCAGAAGAAACUCAGUCAACAGAAUCAUCUACAAAGCUCACUGGCACAACGGAGUCAAAGGGAACUCAAGAAACAGAAUUAUCCACUGAAGUGUCUAAGACCACUGUUUCAGAAGAAACUCAGCCAACAGCAUCAUCUACAAAGGGAACGGGCACAACUGUUUCACAAGAAACUAAAGCAACCGAGUUCUCCACCGAAGUUUCCAAGACAACAGUUUCAGAAGAAACUCAGCCAACAGAAUCAUCUACAGAGGUUACUGGAACAACUGUUUCACGAGGAUCUGAAGUAACGGAGUCAUCCACCAAAGUGACUCAAUCCACUGUUUCAGAAAAAACUCAGUCAACAGAAUCAUCUACAAAGGUCACUAGCACAACAGAAUCACAAGGAACACAAGAAACAGAGUUAUCCACUGAAGUCUCUAAGACCACUGUUUCUGAAGAAUCUCAGUCAACAGAAUCAUCUACAAAGGGAACGGGCACAACUGUUUCACAAGAAACACAAGAAACAGAGUUCUCUACCGAAGUUUCCAAGACAACAGUUUCAAAAGAAACUCAGUCAACAGAAUCAUCUAUAGAGGUUACUGGAACAACUGUUUCACGAGCAUCUGAAGUAACGGAGUCGUCAACAAAAGUAACUGAAUCCACUGUUUCAGAAGAAACUCAGUCAACAGAAUCAUCUACAAAGCUCACUGGCACAACGGAAUCAAAGGGAACUCAGGAAACAGAAUUAUCCACUGAAGUGUCUAAGACCACUGUUUCUGAAGAAUCUCAAUCAACAGAAUCAUCCACAAAAGUCACAGGUACAACUGUUUCACAAGUGACUGAAGAAACAGAGUCAUCAACUGAAGUGUCUAAGACCACUGUUUCAGAAAAAACUCAGCCAACAAAAUCAUCUACAAAGGUUACUGGAACAACUGUUUCACGAGGAUCUGAAGUAACAGAGUCAUCCACCAAAGUGACUGAAUCCACUGUUUCAGAAGAAACUCAGUCAACAGAAUCAUCUACAAAGCUCACUGGCACAACAGAGUCAAAGGGAACUCAAGAAACAGAAUUAUCCACUGAAGUGUCUAAGACCACUGUUUCAGAAGAAACUAAGCCAACAGCAUCAUCUACAAAAGGAACGGGCACAACUGUUUCACAAGAAACUAAAGCAACCGAGUUCUCCACCGAAGUUUCCAAGACAACAGUUUCAGAAGAAACUCAGCCAACAGAAUCAUCUACAGAGGUUACUGGAACAACUGUUUCACGAGCAUCUGAAGUAACGGAGUCGUCAACAAAAGUAACUGAAUCCACUGUUUCAGAAAAAACUCAGUCAACAGAAUCAUCUACAAAGGUCACUGGCACAACAGAAUCACAAGGAACACAGGAAACAGAGUUAUCCACUGAAGUCUCUAAGACCACUGUUUCUGAAGAAUCUCAGUCAACAGAAUCAUCUACAAAGGCAACGGGCACAACUGUUUCACAAGAAACACAAGAAACAGAGUUCUCUACCGAAGUUUCCAAGACAACAGUUUCAGAAGAAACUCAGUCAACAGAAUCAUCGACAGAGGUUACUGGAACAACUGUUUCACGAGGAUCUGAAGUAACAGAGUCAUCCACCAAAGUGACUGAAUCCACUGUUUCAGAAGAAACUCAGUCAACAGAAUCAUCUACAAAGCUCACUGGCACAACGGAGUCAAAGGGAACUCAAGAAACAGAAUUAUCAACUGAAGUGUCUAAGACCACUGUUUCAGAAGAAACUCAGCCAACAGCAUCAACUACAAAAGGAACGGGCACAACUGUUUCACAAGAAACUAAAUCAACCGAGUUCUCCACCGAAGUUUCCAAGACAACAGUUUCAGAAGAAACUCAGCCAACAGAAUCAUCUACAGAGGUUACUGGAACAACUGUUUCCCGAGGAUCUGAAGUAACGGAGUCAUCCACCAAAGUGACUGAAUCCACUGUUUCAGAAAAAACUCAGUCAACAGAAUCAUCUACAAAGGUCACUGGCACAACAGAAUCACAAGGAACACAGCAAACAGAAUUAUCCACUGAAGUGUCUAAGACCACUGUUUCUGAAGAAUCUCAGUCAACAGAAUCAUCUACAAAGGGAACGGGCACAACUGUUUCACAAGUGACUGAAGAAACAGAGUCAUCAACUGAAGUGUCUAAGACAACAGUUUCAGAAGAAACUCAGCCAACAGAAUCAUCUACAAAGGUUACUGGAACAACUGUUUCACGAGGAUCUGAAGUAACAGAGUCAUCCACCAAAGUGACUGAAUCCACUGUUUCAGAAGAAACUCAGUCAACAGAAUCAUCUACAAAGCUCACUGGCACAACGGAGUCAAAGGGAACUCAAGAAACAGAAUUAUCCACUGAAGUGUCUAAGACCACUGUUUCAGAAGAAACUCAGCCAACAGCAUCAUCUACAAAAGGAACGGGCACAACUGUUUCACAAGAAACUAAAGCAACCGAGUUCUCCACCGAAGUUUCCAAGACAACAGUUUCAGAAGAAACUCAGCCAACAGAAUCAUCUACAGAGGUUACUGGAACAACUGUUUCACGAGGAUCUGAAGUAACGGAGUCAUCCACCAAAGUGACUCAAUCCACUGUUUCAGAAAAAACUCAGUCAACAGAAUCAUCUACAAAGGUCACUGGCACAACAGAAUCACAAGGAACACAAGAAACAGAGUUAUCCACUGAAGUCUCUAAGACCACUGUUUCUGAAGAAUCUCAGUCAACAGAAUCAUCUACAAAGGGAACGGGCACAACUGUUUCACAAGAAACACAAGAAACAGAGUUCUCUACCGAAGUUUCCAAGACAACAGUUUCAGAAGAAACUCAGUCAACAGAAUCAUCUACAGAGGUUACUGGAACAACUGUUUCACGAGCAUCUGAAGUAACGGAGUCAUCAACAAAAGUGACUGAAUCCACUGUUUCAGAAGAAACUCAGUCAACAGAAUCAUCUACAAAGCUCACUGGCACAACGGAAUCAAAGGGAACUCAGGAAACAGAAUUAUCCACUGAAGUGUCUAAGACCACUGUUUCUGAAGAAUCUCAAUCAACAGAAUCAUCCACAAAGGUCACAGGUACAACUGUUUCACAAGUGACUGAAGAAACAGAGUCAUCAACUGAAGUGUCUAAGACCACUGUUUCAGAAAAAACUCAGCCAACAGAAUCAUCUACAAAGGUUACUGGAACAACUGUUUCACGAGGAUCUGAAGUAACAGAGUCAUCCACCAAAGUGACUGAAUCCACUGUUUCAGAAGAAACUCAGUCAACAGAAUCAUCUACAAAGCUCACUGGCACAACAGAGUCAAAGGGAACUCAAGAAACAGAAUUAUCCACUGAAGUGUCUAAGACCACUGUUUCAGAAGAAACUAAGCCAACAGCAUCAUCUACAAAAGGAACGGGCACAACUGUUUCACAGGAAACUAAAGCAACCGAGUUCUCCACCGAAGUUUCCAAGACAACAGUUUCAGAAGAAACUCAGCCAACAGAAUCAUCUACAGAGGUUACUGGAACAACUGUUUCACGAGGAUCUGAAGAAACGGAGUCAUCUACCAAAGUGACUCAGUCCACUGUUUCAGAAAAAACUCAGUCAACAGAAUCAUCUACAAAGCUCACUGGCACAACGGAAUCAAAGGGAACUGAGGAAACAGAAUUAUCCACUGAAGUGUCUAAGACCACUGUUUCUGAAGAAUCUCAGUCAACAGAAUCAUCCACAAAGGUCACGGAUAGAACUGUUUCACAAGUGACUGAAGAAACAGAGUCAUCAACUGAAGUGUCUAAGACCACUGUUUCAGAAGAAACUCGGCCAACAGAAUCAUCUACAGAGGUUACUGGAACAACUGUUUCACGAGGAUCUGAAGUAACAGAGUCAUCCACCAAAGUGACUGAAUCCACUGUUUCAGAAGAAACUCAGUCAACAGAAUCAUCUACAAAGCUCACUGGUACAACGGAAUCAAAGGGAACUCAGGAAACAGAAUUAUCCACUGAAGUGUCUAAGACCACUGUUUCUGAAGAAUCUCAGUCAACAGAAUCAUCCACAAAGGUCACGGGUACAACUGUUUCACAAGUGACUGAAGAAACAGAGUCAUCAACUGAAGUAUCUAAGACCACUGUUUCAGAAGAAACUCAGUCAACAGAAUCAUCUACAAAGCUCACUGGCACAACAGAGUCAAAGGGAACUCAAGAAACAGAAUUAUCAACUGAAGUGUCUAAGACCACUGUUUCAGAAGUAACUCAGCCAACAGCAUCUUCUACAAAAGGAACGGGCACAACUGUUUCACAAGAAACUAAAGCAACCGAGUUCUCCACCGAAGUUUCUAAGACAACAGUUUCAGAAGAAACUCAGCCAACAGAAUCAUCUACAGAGGUUACUGGAACAACUGUUUCACGAGGAUCUGAAGUAACGGAGUCAUCCACCAAAGUGACUCAAUCCACUGUUUCAGAAAAAACUCAGUCAACAGAAUCAUCUACAAAGGUCACUGGCACAACAGAAUCACAAGGAACACAGGAAACAGAGUUAUCCACUGAAGUCUCUAAGACCACUGUUUCUGAAGAAUCUCAGUCAACAGAAUCAUCUACAAAGCUCACUGGCACAACGGAAUCAAAGGGAACUGAGGAAACAGAAUUAUCCACUGAAGUGUCUAAGACCACUGUUUCUGAAGAAUCUCAGUCAACAGAAUCAUCCACAAAGGUCACGGGUACAACUGUUUCACAAGUGACUGAAGAAACAGAGUCAUCAACUGAAGUGUCUAAGGCCACUGUUUCAGAAGAAACUCAGCCAACAGCAUCAUCUACAAAGGGAACGGGCACAACUGUUUCACAAGAAACUAAAGCAACCGAGUUCUCCACCGAAGUUUCCAAGACAACAGUUUCAGAAGAAACUCAGCCAACAGAAUCAUCUACAGAGGUUACUGUUACUGGAUCAACUGUUUCACGAGGAUCUGAAGUAACAGAGUCAUCCACCAAAGUGACUCAAUCCACUGUUUCAGAAGAAACUCAGUCAACAGAAUCAUCUACAAAGGUCACUGGCACAACAGUAUCACAAGGAACACAGGAAACAGAGUUAUCCACUGAAGUGUCUAAGACCACUGUUUCUGAAGAAUCUCAGUCAACAGAAUCAUCUACAAAGGGAACGGGCACAACUGUUUCACAAGAAACUAAAGCAACCGAGUUCUCCACCGGAGUUUCCAAGACAACAGUUUCAGAAGAAACUCAGCCAACAGAAUCAUCUACAGAGGUUACUGGAACAACUGUUUCACGAGGAUCUGAAGUAACAAAGUCAUCCACCAAAGUGACUGAAUCCACUGUUUCAGAAGAAACUCAGUCAACAGAAUCAUCUACAAAGCUCACUGGUACAACGGAAUCAAAGGGAACUCAGGAAACAGAAUUAUCCACUGAAGUGUCUAAGAGCACUGUUUCAGAAGAAACUCAGCCAACAGCAUCAUCUACAAAGGGAACGGGCACAACUGUUUCACAAGAAACUAAAGAAACCGAGUUCUCCACCGGAGUUUCCAAGACAACAGUUUCAGAAGAAACUCAGCCAACAGAAUCAUCUACAGAGGUUACUGGAACAACUGUUUCACGAGAAUCUGAAGUAACAGAGUCAUCCACCAAAGAGAUUGAAUCCACUGUUUCAGAAGAAACUCAGUCAACAGAAUCAUCUACAAAGGUCACUGGCACAACAGUAUCACAAGGAACACAGGAAACAGAGUUAUCCACUGAAGUCUCUAAGACCACUGUUUCUGAAGAAUCUCAGUCAACAGAAUCAUCUACAAAGGGAACGGGCACAACUGUUUCACAAGAAACUAAAGAAACCGAGUUCUCCACCGGAGUUUCCAAGACAACAGUUUCAGAAGAAACUCAGCCAACAGAAUCAUCUACAGAGGUUACUGGAACAACUGUUUCACGAGAAUCUGAAGUAACAGAGUCAUCCACCAAAGAGAUUGAAUCCACUGUUUCAGAAGAAACUCAGUCAACAGAAUCAUCUACAAAGGUCACUGGCACAACAGUAUCACAAGGAACACAGGAAACAGAGUUAUCCACUGAAGUCUCUAAGACCACUGUUUCUGAAGAAUCUCAGUCAACAGAAUCAUCUACAAAGGGAACGGGCACAACUGUUUCACAAGUGACUGAAGAAACAGAGUCAUCAACUGAAGUGUCUAAGACCACUGUUUCAGAAGAAAGUCAGACAACAGAAACAUCUACAAAGGCUACUGGAACGACUGUUUCAUCCUCAAGCGUGUCGAAAACCACAUCUAGUAAAACAGAAUCAACUGUAUCCCCAACAGAAACAUUAAGCACUGGAACUACCACUAGUUAUGUCACCGGAGUGAUAACAACUUCCUCGUCCUAUAAUGGAGGAUUAUCUGAAGAGACAUCGACCGAAACCAUUCCAUCGCAGUCACAUUCGUCCACACCGUUAAUUUCUUCUAGUGAGUUUUCCGUGUCAUCACAUCCAACAACAUCUAAGGAAACAUCUACACAAACCAUCACUUCCACCACAGUUGAAGGCAGCACAUCGGAAUGUGUGACACCUCCUCCAGAAAUAAGUAGCAGAAUCGACAAUCUGAACAAGGAACUCUCUAAGUUGCAGUUGGAGAUUGAAGUUGUGACAACGAAACUGAUGAAAUGUGUUGGGGAUGCGGAGAGUUUGGAGGAAUUGCAUGUUCUUUCGGAUAACCUUGCGGAGUUGCUGAGUGAACUAAGAGAAAUCGAGGCAGCUUUAGAUGCAUUGCAAGGAUCCAGGAGGAGGUUCAUCUUGUCCUCUUCUCUCCUCUCCCUUCUCAGCGCAGCGUCUAAAAGAGUGAAUUUGGAAUGUCCAACAGAACGAAGGAGUUUGUCAGCAUCUCUCACACAUCUUGACGAACUACUCACAGCCCUCAUGGAUCAACCAACCAGCUCAUCCCUUCAAGAUCAGGUAUCCUGUGCCGCUAGCAAGACCGUCGAGGCGUUUACUCUUGUGGUUCGGGGCACCGAGCAGGUUGAUGAAGAGGACAGGCAGCAGGUAGAGCGAGUCCUCCACCACAUCACCACUGAGAGGAUGCAACAGCUAACAUCCGUCCUCCAGCUGAACAAGGAAGCAAACCUUGCCGAGAAAGAACGGCUGACGAAGGAGAUGAAGGAACUGAAGGAGAAGAAAAGAAAAUUGGAAGAUUCUAUUCGGAAGGCACGAGAAAUGAAGAGCUAGAGAGAGAGAGAGAGAGAGAGAGAGAGAGAGAGAGAGAGAGAGAGAGAGAGAGAGAGAGAGAGUCUUGUCAACCAUCCCAUCCUGAACUUGUAUUCACAUAAUUUAGAUUAAGAGGUACUUCAUAACAGAAGAGUGUAUUGAAAUGAAUGGAAUAUUGUAACUACAUUGAUAUUCUUAACUUUCUAUCUCGCUUAAGUAGGAACAGAGAGAGAGAGAGAGAGAGAGAGAGAGAGAGAGAGAGAGAGAGAGAGAGAGAGAGAGAGAGAGAGAGAGAGAGAGAGAGAGAGAGAGAGAGAAUAUGUACCUAUAUGAAAUUAUACAACAAAUAUAGCAUCUCUAAAAUUAUACAAUCGUGUUUCCGAAAUAAUUACCUGUACAUGUCUCAAUCUGUGAGAGUUGAUUUCUAAUUAAUGGGAAACGUCACCUCAGCAAUAAUAAAGCCGAAAAAUUUUGCCGAUUUUGCAGCCGUGCCACACUCGCCUCGGCAAUGAUUAGCUGGUGUUGUGAUGAGUGCAGCCUGUCUCCGAUGGCUGAUGGACCGUUCUGACUGUAUGGUGUGUGCUGGCUUGGUACAACUUAUCAGACUUAAGAGAGAGAGAGAGAGAGAGAGAGAGAGAGAGAGAGAGAGAGAGAGAGAGAGAGAGAGAGAGAGAGAGAGAGAGAGAGAGAGAGAGAGAGAGACUUCCAGUAGCUGGAGUGAGACGGACAGUAAUCUUUCUCUAACCUUAAUAACAACUAUUCAACGACCGGAUAAAACAAUUCCCACAAAAUCAGUCUUGGAUAAAUUGGUGGUCAGUGUUUCCGCAGUGAUGGUAAGCGGAUUUUUCUAUUGUGUUUGUAUUCCAAUUUUUAGUAUUUUGCGAGUAGAUAACUAUAGCACGUGGCAGGCAGCGGCUUUCUCCUAGCCUGGCAGUGAAUGCUACUAUGUGGAUCCUUACGGUCACAGUCACAUGGUCCACUUGGAUAAUGCGGCAUCUCCAAGUGGACCGAUGGAUCCGCUAAUGGAAACCCAAACAAUUACUUUUCCAUACCUAUGUAUAUUUAUAGAGUAGAGAGCCAGUCCUUAUUGAAUGUCCUGCGCGCGAAAGCUUAACCUCUAUUGAACCCGAGGGCAGGUGACCACUGGCCUGCUGACAGGAUAGAAGGAGGUCAGUGUCAGGGAUCAGUGUUGCAGUGAUAUGGCGUCGCAACAGUUAUAGACAACUCUUACAAUUUCUGUAUUUUUUAUCUUAGAAAUAAACAUUGAGGGGAAGAAUGA
Molecule: messenger RNA, 19289 nt
Organism: Scylla paramamosain (green mud crab)
Lineage: Eukaryota; Metazoa; Arthropoda; Malacostraca; Decapoda; Portunidae
Product: mucin-3B-like
Exons: 7
Coding region: 326-18031 (5901 amino acids)
Source: RefSeq, a predicted model, not a curated record